AGAGCACAGGGGCAGAAUCCCCUCCCUCGCCCUGCUGGCCACGCUGCUUUGGAUGCAGCCCAGGAUACGGUUGGCCUUCUGGGCUGCGAGUGCACAUUGCCGGCUCAUGUCCAACUUCUCAUCAACCAGCGAAUACUUGCUGAAUGUGUCCAGUCUUCCCCAGUGCUGCCAAGCUGGCUGCAGGCUUCCUCUCACCUGCUGCCUGGGAGCUGCUCCCUGGCUCCCCUUCACCUCCAGCCGGGAGGAUAUGAGCCACCUUCCAGGAUCGGUGCGUGGUCAGAUCCUGCCCGCGGAGGGUGGGAGGGGUAGUGCCUUCACACCGGCGUGGCGCUGGAGCCUCUCCAAGGCCAGCAGCAGGUUUGCUGAGACGCCUCCCUGCUGGGGAAUGCACCUGCCGGGGCGAAAGGUGAAGGCUUCCAGCCUAUCGCCGGUGCUGCCGCCCGCACCGCACCAGGAAGGGGAGCCAGCAGGAGCACCUGCAUCUUGGCUGGUGAUUGCCAGAGGAAGAGAAGACGUUUUCCCGGUGAGGUCCCUCCAUAGCUCGAUCCAGUGGAAAGAAAGCCUAGAAAAAACAUUGCUGCCAGCCAGGAGCGGGGAACGCUGCUGGGCUGUCGCCUGUGGGCAGCGUGUGCUGGAGCAAAUGUUGCCGGACUCCCCUGGUCUCUGUGAUGCUCACGGAGCCCACAUAGCUGCAUAAAACCUUCCUGAAGGCUGGAAGCAGUUCAGGAGCCUGUCCCAUCCCAAGGCUUCCCGUCCCGAACGCUGUGGAGUCACCCCUUCGCUGGUAAGGAGGAGAUAAGGCACCUCUGUGCCUGGAGAAGGAACGGCAGGAGGAAGUAGUGCUUAGCACCGAGCUGCUUUGCGUAGGCUGCAGAAACAUCUCCAGGAUCAACGCCUUCUCACUCCUCUGCUUUGAAAGCGCUCUGCGACAUCCUGACCUUCUCAGGGACCUGUGCCCUGGGCACAUGCAAACUGUGCAAGAUGAAAGGCGCAGGAAAGGAAAGACUCAGCCCUGGUUGUUCUCUUAUGAGGCUGCUCUGAGGAUGCUCCACCGUGUCCUGCAGCCCUGCCUGGAGAGUGGGCUCAGCCCCAGCACAUGGACCAUAGCUCUCCAGGUGGCUCUGCUGCAGAGGGGAGCUCCACCAGGCUCCAAAGAAUGAGACAGAAGCAUCCCCACCUGGGAAAUGCAGCUACCUUCACAGCUAUAGCUGUUUUGACCCUCGACUUCACUAUAGGGUUGUAGAUUCAUCUCUGCAACCACCCCACUGUGCCCUUCUCAUCCCACCAUCCAUUAUGCCGGAGUUGGCAGAGCUGAGCAGCCCUCGGACCCCUGCGGACAUGGAUCACAUCCAGAGGAAUAUCUUGGAGGAGCAUGUGGAGCUCUGGUGGUUCCAGGACCCCAAGAAGUCCAUCCUGUGCUAUGGGGUGGCUGUGGUCCUGAUUCUGGCCUGCGGGAUCGGGGGCAUCAUCCUGCUGUACAGCACCAGCAGCCGGUCUGGGGAGUGGCGGCUGGCGGUGGGCACCACGCUUUGCCUCCUGGCCCUGCUCGUGCUGCUGAAGCAGCUGCUGAGCUCUGCAAUCCAGGACAUGAACUGCAUCCGCAGCCGGGAUCAGAUCGAGCUCCUGAAGAGCGGGGGUUGCUUGGACUGCCUGGUGCUGCUGCUCAGCGCCCUGGUGCUGGUGGUCUGCGGGCUCGUGCUCACCGUCCUCUCCAUCACGACCAUGCAGCUCAGCCCCGCGCGGCCGCUGGCCAGCAUGUUCACCAGUGGGAUUGUCCUCCUGACUGCAGGCUGUGCCGUCCUCCUCGGCCUGCUGCUCUAUCUGCUCUUCACCUCCUGCCGCCAGGCUACUCCUCGGAGCCUGGAGACCGGUGAGAUCCGUGUCUUCACCAUCUCCGGCCGCCUCGCUGCAAACAGGCGGCUUCCUCCCACCUCUAGCAUGGCCAACCUGAUCUGACCCAGGACACCUCUGUGUGACCUUCGCUGCAUACAACCCACCAGCAGGGCUUGUGCCGGCCGUUCCCCAAGGAAGGGUGAGCGUUGCGGUGUGCCUUGUGCUUCUUUCGGAGAUGACUGGCUGUUGCUUUGCCCCAGGCCGGCAGCGCAGCGGGGAUCUGGGGUUCCUGGCUGGGCUCUGUGACCUGGCACAUUAGGAGCACAGCAAUCCCUGGGUGGCGUUUUUAUCUCCACAAAGCCUCUGUGAUAGCUGCUGCCUGCGGCAGAGUUACAGUGAGCCUGCCCUGUACCCCUGGGGAUACCGGUAUUUGCUUGGUUCCUGCUGACCCCAGGGCUGUGAUGUGUGUUGUCCUGUGACUGCAGAUGGUGUAAAACCUCCCUGUGCUCCGCUCAGAGCUGCCAGCUCGGACCUGUGCCUCAGCUGGCACCAGCAAUUCGUGCCUCGGAGCCUGGGAAGGUGAGCACACACCGGGCAGGCUGUGAUGCCCUGCGUUGUGCAUCCUCUCCCUCCCAGGCUGCAGGAACCCUGAGCAAGGUAGAACCUCUAGCAGCUGAUGCAUGGCAGGAGAUACUCUGUAAGCCAGCAGGCAUGCAGCGCAAGCGAAGGGAGCUGGGUGGGUGCAGGGGCUGCUCCUGAGCAGGAACCUGUGUGUCUGUGAGAGCGAGCAUGGGAUUUGCGUGGGAUUCUGUGUGCCAGAGUCAUUGCAUGGCUGAACCUUGUAUGAAAUACUGUUUGUCUUUGCAAUACCAGGAUCUGUUCCAAUGUUACCUUCCUGCAGCUCACCAUCUCCUGCGGUGACCAAAGGGUGGGCUGUGUGCUGGGGCCCUGAUAUCACACCAGCGUGCUCCGUGUGAGCCACAAACAGCAAGGUGCAAUCACUGGGGGAUGGCGAUGGGAUGUCUGAAUCCCCCGGCUGGGACUGUUGCCCUUCAACAGGAGUUUCCCGAGCAGAAGCAGUGCGGCUCAUCCCAGUGCCUGGGUGUUCCCAUGCUGUUUCCCUCUCCCAAGUGCUGCAGCUGCUGUGGGGCAGAAAGGCUCUUCUGCUACUGCUGGAGCCUUACCUGGAGCUUUUUUGGUGUUUUAUCUCUACAAGGUGUGUACCACCAAGGUGCCUUUCCCAGAGGCAGACUAACAACUCCCCCUGGGAGCUUUUCCUGUGACUUAAAGCUAAUUUACGUGUCAAAGUUUUCAUUUCCUGCAUAGACCCAUGAAGCAUUUCCCUACCCUUUCCAUAGACAUAUAUCCUAACCUCCUGGCGAAGCUGCUUCUGUGCAAUGUCCUCUUCAUCUUUCUGUCUGCUCCCAUCUCCCCCUCACCUGAGCUGCUCUGCCUUGGCUGUUAUUUUUGCUCAUUGUUUGCUAAAUUCCUUCUGUAAUGGAAGAAAACUGAGCUACUGGAUUUUGGCACGUGGUACAAAUUCACAGCUCAUUCCCUCAGAAAGAGCAGGAAUCACCGUCCGUGUUACGUCGGGGGCAGUGUCAGAGUUCAGCGUCAGGGAACCUCACCAGGUAUACACUGGACAGUGAGGACUUCAUCCCUUUGCAGCUCCAGCUCAUACUAUCUCUGAUGCAUACAGAUCACAUGAAGGCACUUCUGUAUUUAUCUGCUCCUCCCCUGCUCCUGCUGGCUUUCUUUCCUCCUGAAGCCUUGGAUUAUUUUCCCUAAACUACGGGAACAUCAUUUUUGGCUUUUCUUUUCUGAAUUUAUUGUUUCUACAUUUUGCACUACCACUUUCACCUCAUCUAUAGAUUUCAAUAAACUGAUGUUUUCCUCGCUCUCUUCAUCCCUUCCCUUAAGCUGCCCAGGAGUUCAGAGGGUGUUGCUAAGCUCAGGUUCUUCUUUGCUAAAUCCUUUGCAAUGCAAAGAGCUGCUCUUCCCUUACGGGCUGUUUGUCCCCAGGUCGAGCAGGGACCCCUGUGCGUACACAGGGAGGGACAGGCCAGGGUUGGACAGUUUUGCACCAUCUGUCAUUGCUGCUCUGCACGUCUGUGUUGGUGCAUGCGCAUCUCUGCCUGCAUCAGUGCUUUGGCAGCUCCCCCAGCCUGCACGUGUGGACGGGACGCAGCUGCCUGCCCACCAGCUGUUUUGCACAUCUGGGCAUUUCUGUGAAGAUGCGUGACUGUGCCCAGCUCAGAGCUCCACGCUGCCCGCAUAUCAAUGUGAAUCCUCCUUCCCUAGACCUUUCAAAAUGUGCCCCAAGUGCCCAUGAGCUGUGCCACAAAAGGAUGCUCGUGGGCCAUGGCAGCGCCUGAGGAAAUAGCGGUUGAGCACAGGCUGUCCAUGAAGAUGGUGGUUGGGGUGUCCACCUGCCCAGACAGACAUCCUGUGCUGCCCCAGCCACUGACUCGCCUCCUGCAGCAGCCGUGCCGGCUUCUUCCAUUCUCCAUUCCUGUGUUGUGCGUGGAUAUACGUAAUAAAGU
Molecule: messenger RNA, 4376 nt
Organism: Cuculus canorus (common cuckoo)
Lineage: Eukaryota; Metazoa; Chordata; Aves; Cuculiformes; Cuculidae
Gene: TMEM125
Product: transmembrane protein 125
Exons: 4
Coding region: 1294-1956 (220 amino acids)
Source: RefSeq, a predicted model, not a curated record